Messenger RNA from Sugiyamaella lignohabitans, 2598 nucleotides. RefSeq names its product Dap2p (gene DAP2). The transcript has a single exon. Bases 1 to 2598 code for a protein of 865 amino acids. Gene Ontology annotation, molecular function: dipeptidyl-peptidase activity; serine-type peptidase activity. Gene Ontology annotation, biological process: proteolysis. NCBI's taxonomy places the organism in Eukaryota, Fungi, Ascomycota, Dipodascomycetes, Dipodascales, Trichomonascaceae. The record is from RefSeq and is a predicted model, not a curated record.
AUGGUGGCUCGUUCGCGUGAUUAUGAGCCUCUCAGGGUCGACGACCAGGGCGAGAUUGAUUCUCCUCGAUCUUCUACUUCGUCGAUUCUUGAGAAGUUCACCGGCCAUGGGCGCUCGGAGAGUGAUGCCGAACGACAAUGGCGCGGCGAAAGUGAGUUUGACUAUGGCUCUGAACCUCGUCCUAAGAAGGUCAAGAGAUCUCGUUUAAUCGUAUUGGCAGUACUCAGUGUUAUCACUUUAGUGUUGUUUGUAUCAACAUCAGUUUCGUAUAUCAAGUCGUCUCCUAGUGGAUCAUUCCGUCAAACUACCUUCAGCGGCACAGUUGACAUUGCUACGGGCAAGAAGCUUUUGACUUUAGAGGAAUUGAGAACUGGAGCUUAUGCUGCCAAUCAUCAGUCUAUUAGUUGGAUUGAGCCAAUUCCUUCUGCUAAAGAGAACCUAGGUGAUUUCGUCCUUCAAAAGGAUAAUAAGUUCUUGUUGAGCCACUGGGCCAAUCGAAGCGAUGAAAAGCUGAUUGUCGAGAAUGUUGUUGAAAUUGAGGGUACACCACGUGCUAUUAACUCGGUCACUCUGAAUCGUGAUCAGACUAAAGCUAUUUUGUCGACUGACCGAAAGAAGAACUGGAGACACUCGUCAUUCUCGUUAUUCUGGGUUCUGGAUCUUGAAACUAGAGAAAUCACCCCAGUAAAUACAAAGGACUCUUCUCGUCCCAUUGCCCUUGCUGAAUGGUCUCCACGUGGUGACCGUAUUGCAUUCGUUGCUGAUAACAACAUCUUCUUGCGAUAUGUAGGUGGUGAAGAUGAUGGAACUGUCAAACAAAUCACUACUGACGGUGGUGAUGAGAUCUUCUACGGUCGUCCCGAUUGGGUUUAUGAAGAAGAGGUGUUUAGUGGUUCUAAGGCUUUGUGGUGGUCCUUGAAUGGUGAAUACUUAGCGUUUUUGCGAACGAACGAUACUGAAGUUCCUGAGUUCCCAAUUCCAUAUUUCGUUCAACAUGGCGACGAUGGUUCAGAUCCUUAUCCUGAGCUUGUGAACUUGAAGUAUCCUAAGCCUGGUUUCCCCAAUCCCAUUGUUAACAUCUUGUUCCUAGAGAUUAGCACUGAGGAAUACUAUGCAGUUCCCGUUGAAGAGAAUCCUGCUAUUGAUAAUCUCAUUACCGAGGUUUUGUGGACAGAUAAUUCCAAGGUGAUUUUGAGAGUAACUUCACGUGAAAGUGAUAUCCUGAAAAUCUCGGUAGUUGAUGCCAAGACUCGAACUGGUAAGAUAGUUCGUAGUUCGGAUGAAACUGGUGACGAUGGUGGUUGGUUUGAGGUUUCUCAAGAUACUGUUUUUAUUCCUGCCGACCCUGAAAAUGGUCGUCCUGAAGAGGGUUAUAUUGAUACUAUUUUCGUUGAUGGAUAUAAUCAUCUGGCUUUCUUUUCACCUGUUGACUCCUCUGAACCCAAGACCAUUCUUACUCGUGGCGAAUGGGAAGUUACUGAUGUAUCCAGUGUGGACCUGAAGAAUAACAAAGUUUACUUUUUGUCUACCAAAAAAUCUGCUGUGGAGAGACAGCUCUACAGUGUUAACCUUGAUGGAACUGGAUUGACCUCUGUCAGUGACGAUUCUCAAGAUGGAUAUUACCGUGCUUCUUUCUCUGCCGAUAGUAGAUAUGUGCUUCUCUCAUACGAUGGUCCCGAGGUGCCGUGGCAAAAGGUGGUUGACUUGCACUCAGAAAGCCCAUUGAGUCAUGCUGAAACUAUCGAGUCCAAUUCUGGUCUCCGCGACCGUCUAAAAGACUAUGCUCUUCCUAAAAUCAACCACUUUCAACUGAAGGUCGCUACUGACGAGGAAACUGGUGCUGACAUUGUUGCAAAUGUUAAGGAAAUUCUUCCUGCCUCUUUUAACCCUGCAAAGAAGUACCCUGUUUUGUUUUUCGUCUAUGGAGGACCAGGCUCGCAAACGGUUACUAAGGCAUUCGCACUUGACUUCCAACGUAUAUUGUCUGGCCUUGAAGACAUUAUUGUAGUUUCAGUUGACGGAAGAGGUACUGGUUUCAUGGGACGCAAGUUCCGUACUGUUGUUCGUGACAAGCUUGGCCACUUUGAACCCCUUGAUCAAAUUACAACUGCUAAAUACUACGCUUCUAAACCCUAUGUCGAUGCCGAGCAUAUUGCUAUUUGGGGAUGGAGUUAUGGUGGAUAUAUGACGCUCAAGACUCUCGAAACUGAUGCCGGUCAAACUUUCAGAUAUGGAAUGUCAGUUGCUCCAGUCACUAACUGGAGGUUCUAUGACUCUGUUUAUACCGAGAGAUACAUGCACACCCCUCAGAACAAUCCUAAGGGUUAUGCUGAAGCCGCUAUUCACAAUGUGACUGCAAUUGCUCAGAACGAGCGAUUCCUACUCAUGCAUGGAACUGGUGAUGACAAUGUCCAUGUUCAAAACUCUCUUGUGCUACUUGAUCUUUUCGAUCAAAACAAUGUUGAAAACUACGAUGUCCAUGUCUUCCCAGACUCAGAUCAUAGUAUCUCCUUCAACAAUGCUAAUACUAUUAUCUAUGACAAGUUACACCAUUGGAUCACCAGUGCUUUCCAAGGCAAGUUCAAGACAAUCUUAUAA